CGUGAACACAGUAAGGAAGGACGUGACAAUAAAAAGGGAUGACGAAAACAUGAGGACACUUUUCAGUUUCCUUGUUGGCUGUAUUAUUAUAUAUUUCUGACAGAAAACACUUUUCAUAAGAACAGAACAGAGAGUUUAAGGUUAUUUCAGGGUGAAGGUUCUGUGGUGUUUGUGAAGGUUCUGUGGUGUUUGUGAAGGUUAUUUUGGGUUUGUGAUUGGUCAGUGAGAGGAUCUAAUGGAAGUUGAGGCAGAGAUUGAUCGCUUGCCCGUUGACUUGUUGGCUAAUAUUUUUGUUCUUUUCACUUCCUUCACUGAUUUGGCACAAGCGAGCGAGGUUUGCAAGAAAUGGAAACAAGGGGUGAAUGAGUCUCUGGCAUGCAGAGAGAAUCUCAGCUUUGCAGGUUGGAAAAUGGAUGAUGAAUCCACUGCUCGUCUUGUUUGUCAUGCCUACAAUCUCACCAAACUUCAUAUACCAAGAAGCCGUUGGUGUUGCCAAAUAACUGAUGCAGGACUUGUCAGAAUAUCUUUUGCUAAGUGUGUCAGCAAUCUCACAUCUAUAUCAUUGUGGGGUUUGACUGGCAUCACAGAUGAAGGUGUUGUUCAACUGAUAUCCAGAACUAGAUCUUUACAACAUCUGAAUGUUGGUGGUACAUUUAUCACGGAUGAAUCUCUGUUUGCCAUUGCAAGAAGUUGUCCAAAGUUGGAGACCAUUGUUCUUUGGAGCUGUCGCCAUGUAACUGAGAAUGGGCUUUUUGCCUUAGUUGACAAAUGUGUGGAGCUGAAAUCAAUGAAUUUAUGGGGAACAAGAGUUCCUGUGGACUGCCUCAACAAUCUACUUGUUUUAAGACCAGCACUUAUGAUCAAAGUUUGAAACUAGACUAAAUGUAUAGAAUGGUCUCCCUGGUUGUUUUCUACUGCUAUUUUUAUGUACAGAUUGUUUCGUUUUUCAAUUCAUAGAUUCAAUUCAACAUGCCUCAAAAGCUGAAUAUGUCAAAAUCCAUUUCUGCAAGUAGCUAUUGCUGUAAAGUUCAAUUCACAAAAACAAAGUCAUGAGUAAAGAAAGAUUAUUGAACUGUAUCUAUUCAUUUACCGACUUAUGUUAA
Molecule: messenger RNA, 1103 nt
Organism: Vigna angularis (adzuki bean)
Lineage: Eukaryota; Viridiplantae; Streptophyta; Magnoliopsida; Fabales; Fabaceae
Product: F-box protein At5g67140
Exons: 5
Coding region: 236-871 (211 amino acids)
Biological process (GO): SCF-dependent proteasomal ubiquitin-dependent protein catabolic process
Cellular component (GO): SCF ubiquitin ligase complex
Molecular function (GO): protein binding
Source: RefSeq, a predicted model, not a curated record